This is a messenger RNA of Conger conger (European conger), 1898 nucleotides long. Its product is annotated as NF-kappa-B inhibitor zeta-like. Gene Ontology annotation, molecular function: DNA binding; POU domain binding. Lineage: Eukaryota; Metazoa; Chordata; Actinopteri; Anguilliformes; Congridae. The transcript is spliced from 12 exons. Gene Ontology annotation, biological process: regulation of gene expression. Gene Ontology annotation, cellular component: nucleus. The record is from RefSeq and is a predicted model, not a curated record. Bases 104 to 1783 code for a protein of 559 amino acids.
UUCGAGCUGACUGCAUCGCGUCGAACGUGCGCUCAUAAGGGUGCUCGUAGAUUUGCCUAGACAUUUGAGCACAACCGUGGGAGAGACGUCCACUAUAUAAAACAUGAUCCUUGACAGGGGAGACGUUGUCAUGGACCAGGAGUCUGAAGUCAUGAUGAGUCCCCUCAAUUUCCAGGCUUUCUACUGCAACUCUUCCCCGCUGCAUGAGCCCGCGGGCUUCAGCGUAGACCCACAUCCCUGGUCCCCAAAUUCCGACUCUGGAAGUACUUGGAACGGUGCAACAAGCCCAACUGAAUCCAGCAACAAUCCGAACAAUAUUAGUGGCAUACCUACAGGCGAGGGUUGUAUGGAGAGCGAGAGGCAGCCGCGGUAUCUCGGCGUCCGUGUGAAGAACACUGUCAAGGAGCUUAUUUUACAGAAGCGUUGUCAAGUGUCCUUGAGCUCGGUUAAUGACAACAAUCAGGUUUUUGAGAACUUUGAAACACGUGACCAUUGUCCAGCGCUGACCGCUGCACUUAUUGGCGUAAAGCGGCCUGCUAACCACGCACUACCGGACCUUAUCUGCCGCAAGAGACCGGCCCCUCUCUACAGCAGCCCACAGCAGAGCCCUUGCUCACUGGAUACUGCAGGCACCGAUGUGAAGGGGGAGGGGCAAGACUGUGACUUGCGCGUGGACAUCUCUGACAUCAUUGAGCAGAUAAGGCAGUGCGCCCCCGUUUCCAUAAAGACCGUGCAGGUGCAGGACACCCCAUCGCAGUUUGUGGGCCCCCCGUUGGGCCCCCCGUUGGGCCCCCCGUUCCCCGACUUCUUGCCGGAGGUUGUGACCCGCGGUCCGCCCCCGGCCCCUCUCCCCGCGCCCCCCAACGGGGGCGUGUCCUUCUUCCAUUGGCAGGUGGAGCAGGAGGAGGAGAGGCUGAGAGGGCUCUCACCCAAUCAGCUGGCGGCACGCGACGAAGACGGCGACACGUUCCUGCAUGUUGCCGUGGCGCAGGGUCGACGGGCUCUGUCCUAUGUGCUGAGCAGCAAGAUGGCCGCUCUGGGCCUGCUGGACCUGAAGGAGCACAAUGGCCAGACUGCCCUGCAGGUGAGCAUUGCAGCCAAUCAGCACCUGAUAGUGCAGGACCUGCUGAACAUGGGGGCGCAGAUCAACACCACUGACUGCUGGGGGCGCUCUCCGCUUCAUGUGUGCGCCGAGAAGGGCCACGCCCAAACUCUGCAGGCCAUCCAUAGAACCCUGCAGAACACCUCACAGCAGGUCCACAUAGAAGCAGUGAACUACGAGGGCCUUACAGCACUACACACUGCGGUGCUAUCCCACAAUGCCACAGUGCAGGAGCUGGGUGUGGCCCCGCCCCAGUCCGCCCGCACGCAGCUGCUGCUGCAGCGCAGGAAGGCUCUGGGGGAGUGUGUGAGCACGCUGCUGCUGAUGGGCGCCUCCUACAGGACCAAGGACCAUAAAAGCGGGCGCACCUCACUGCACAUGGCCGCAGAGGAAGCCAAUGUGGAGCUCUUGCGUCUCUUCCUGGACCAGCCCGAUUCGCUGGCCGUCGUUAACGCCAAGGCGUACAGCGGGAACACGGCCCUGCACCUGGUGAGCGGCCUGCAGGGACGCGUGGCCCAGGCCGACGCCGUGAGGCUGCUGAUGCGCCGCGGGGCCGACCCCAGCAUCAAGAACCUGGAGAACGAGCAGCCCGCCCAGCUGGUGCCUGAGGGACCCAUGGGGGAGCUGGUGCGGCGUAUCCUGAAGGGAAGAGGAGGGCAAGCCCGGUCCGGCCCGUUCUGAGGCCCGCAGCGCGACCGUUUAGACCCACUGUCAGUUAGGCAGUCAGAUCUUUUGUAAAUACUCAUUUGCCGGUAUGAGGCAAAUGGCAGUUGUUUCUAUGAAACAAAAUCUCAAU